This is a messenger RNA of Alternaria arborescens, 1113 nucleotides long. RefSeq lists its product as hypothetical. The record is from RefSeq and is a predicted model, not a curated record. The transcript has a single exon. The coding region runs from base 1 to 1113 and encodes 370 amino acids. NCBI's taxonomy places the organism in Eukaryota, Fungi, Ascomycota, Dothideomycetes, Pleosporales, Pleosporaceae. Gene Ontology annotation, biological process: molybdate ion transport. Gene Ontology annotation, molecular function: molybdate ion transmembrane transporter activity.
AUGGAAGAGAACGCUGCCGCAGGUCUUGUUGUUGCGGCCUUAGUAGGCGUAUUCAGUAUCCUGGGCUUGAUCAACUGGGCGAAUCGCGUUACACCAAUCCCAGUGGUCAAAGGAAUUCAAGUAGGAGCAGGUCUAUCGCUAUGCUUGAGCACCGGAACGAAGCUACUUUCCUCACUAGAGUGGACAGGUCCUUGGUGGGGCGAUAACCUGUUUGUGGCGGUUGCAGCAGUUGUCCUCUUACUGUUCACUUUCCCGUAUCCUAGGGUGCCAUAUGCUAUGAUCAUCUUCAUAGUGGGCAUCUUACUAUCAUUUGCAUCUCCGCAAAGCGAAGACGUUCAUGUGCCACGUGCCGCGAUUCCCAUUCUUCAUCCCUCUGGCAAAGAUUUUCUGAAAGCAACGACAACCGCAUCUCUGGGCCAACUGCCUCUUACGCUCCUCAACUCUGUCAUUGCAGCAUCGGCGCUCGCGUCUGACCUCCUGCCAUCACCACCGUACCCAGCUGCACCUACGGUUACAGAGCUAGGCAUUUCCGUCGCUGCGAUCAAUCUCGUAGGUUGCUGGUUCGGAGCCAUGCCCGCCUGUCACGGCUCCGGGGGAUUAGCGGGUCAGUUCAGGUUCGGCGCGCGCAGUGGCUCUAGUAUCAUCUUCCUAGGAAUCGUCAAAUUCGUACUCGGUCUUAUCGCCUUCUGGAAAUCAUCAGCCAUUAUUGGUGUGCUUCACAGCAUCCCCAAGGCACUACUCGGUGUCUUAGUUCUCGCUGCUGGCGUGGAACUAGCCAAAGUGGGUGAGAGCAUCAACACGGACGCCCGCGAUCUUCGUGUGUUGGACAGGGACAUGACAUGGGACGGCAAGAGAGUCAGGGACCUCGAUGAGCGGGACAGAAAGGACAGGUGGAUGGUCAUGCUUGUCACUGUGGCUGCUCUUCUUACCUUCAAGAAUGACGCAGUUGGUUUCGUCACUGGACUAGCAUGGCACUGGGGCUUUGUGGUUGCGAGAAGGAUUGAAGAUCGGAGGACUGGACGCACGGAGGGCCAUGUAUGGAGAAGUGUCGGGCAUAGCCGGGAUGAAGGUGCUGGAUUGCUCGCCCAUACAGAGUCUGAUACUGUUGCGUAG